AACCGAAAACCCGCCAAACAAUCCAUAAAUCAGCAGAGCCAUGAAGAGGCGACGCGUAACUACGGAGACGGGAGCUGGAGCGGGAGCGGGAACUCGUUUCGGCUUCCGUGUUGCAUCGGGGAAGAUGGCACGCGCCUGCCACACGCUGCUGGGGCUAAUUGUGGGACUCGGAAUGAUUGGCGUGUGCUCGGCCGUCGGCUAUUCCUACACGCGCUUCGAGGGUCCGGUGGCGGGGCCAGAGCGCCUGGUGACGGUCCACAACGGACGCACCGAUUAUGUGGCACGGCCCGAGUACAGCUUCGCCUAUGGCGUCGAAGAUGGCAAGACGCGUGUGCUGCAGAACCGCAAAGAGACGCGCAACGGCGACGAGGUGCGGGGCGUCUACAGCGUAGUCGAUCCUGAUGGCACCUUGCGUGUGGUUAAAUACACCGCCGACGAUGCCAAUGGCUUCCAGGCGGAGGUUAUCACGAACGGUGUGAAAACGUUGCACGGCCAUGGCGAUGCUGAAGGCGGAUCGAGUGGAGGCGGUGGUGGUGCAUCGGUGGACGAACAGGUGAGGCAUGAGAGCGCUGCUGGUGACGAAGAAGAGCAGGACAAUGGCCACUACAAGGUGCACGAGGACUACGACGAGGCAGAUGGCGACGGCGAUGGAGAGGACAAGGAGAAGGAAAAGGAGAAGGAGGGAGGAGGAGAUGAAGACGAGGAGGGUGGCGGCGACCAUGAGGAGUACGAGGGCAGCAGCGAGGAGGGCUACGACGAGGCCGAUGCUCACAGUCAGCAGCAGGAGAGCAGCGAAGAGUAUUAGAUUCUCAGCAGAAGGAAUCCCUAUCU
Drosophila persimilis is the source of this 831-nucleotide messenger RNA. RefSeq names its product protein Ycf2. Bases 41 to 805 code for a protein of 254 amino acids. The record is from RefSeq and is a predicted model, not a curated record. Lineage: Eukaryota; Metazoa; Arthropoda; Insecta; Diptera; Drosophilidae. The transcript is spliced from 2 exons. Gene Ontology annotation, cellular component: extracellular matrix.